This is a messenger RNA of Notothenia coriiceps (black rockcod), 993 nucleotides long. It is a transcript of the gene xgb, whose product is annotated as x globin. Bases 112 to 705 code for a protein of 197 amino acids. NCBI's taxonomy places the organism in Eukaryota, Metazoa, Chordata, Actinopteri, Perciformes, Nototheniidae. The transcript is spliced from 5 exons. Gene Ontology annotation, molecular function: heme binding; oxygen binding. The record is from RefSeq and is a predicted model, not a curated record.
UAAACCAGUGGUGCCAUCAUCAUCAGACUUCCUCUUGCACAAAAUCAAUUAACUUUAGAUUUUUCGUUACUGGUUGGCACAAAAUCAUUAAACGUCAAUUUCGUAUGAAGUAUGGGCUGCGCAAUAUCGGGUCUGGAAGCUAAAGGAGAGUUUGGAGAGAGGACCACAGAGGAUGCUGCUGCGACUCCCAGCGAGCCUCAGAUUCAGAUGAUCAAGGAGUCCUGGAAAGUUAUCCGGGACGAUAUAGCCAAAGUUGGGAUUAUCAUGUUCGUCAGGUUGUUUGAGACCCACCCCGAAUGCAAGGACGUCUUCUUCCUGUUCCGAGAUGUGGAGGACCUGGAGAGGCUGCGGACCAGCCGGGAGCUGAGGGCGCACGGCCUGAGGGUGAUGUCUUUUAUCGAGAAAAGUGUGGCGAGACUGGACCAACUGGAGAGACUGGAAGCUCUGGCUCUGGAGCUGGGGAAAAGCCAUUAUCACUACAACGCCCCUCCCAAGUACUACAGUUACGUCGGCGCUGAAUUCAUCUGCGCCGUGCGGCCCAUCCUGAAGGAGAAGUGGACGUCUGAGCUGGAGGAGGCCUGGAAGACCCUGUUCCAGUUUGUGACGGGCCUCAUGAAGCGGGGGUACGAGGAGGAGGGUGACCGGCAGCGGGAGCUCGCAGCCUCCCCGAAGGAGAGACCGGACAAGAGGAACACAGCGAUAUGAGACUGGGACUCUUUAAACCAGCACAGUGUUCAUGUAUAAUAGUGUAUUUACUGUGUCUUUUCUACAACGCUUAAUGUUAACCGUGAUCAUUGUUUGCUAUCUUCUCACUAUGGACACAAAAAAGAACUUGCAGUGGCUUUCAACAACGCACUUUAUUUCUGAACUUAGAUUCUGCUGCUGUCCUCUUUAAUGAGGACCUGGAGCACAGAGACAAUUCAAAUGACUGAGAAAAUAUACCGGCCAUAGUUUAAACCUGCCUUGUAAUUAACUGAAAUGACAUUAUUAAAA